Salvia miltiorrhiza (redroot sage) is the source of this 793-nucleotide messenger RNA. RefSeq names its product very-long-chain 3-oxoacyl-CoA reductase 1-like. The record is from RefSeq and is a predicted model, not a curated record. Bases 229 to 612 code for a protein of 127 amino acids. Gene Ontology annotation, molecular function: ketoreductase activity. Gene Ontology annotation, cellular component: endoplasmic reticulum. The transcript has 3 exons. Lineage: Eukaryota; Viridiplantae; Streptophyta; Magnoliopsida; Lamiales; Lamiaceae.
AGAGGUUAGUUAGCUACAGUAGACGGUAGUUAGCAAGUUAAUCGUAAUCAUCUUCUUGAAGCUUCUAUUUUCGUUGUAUAAAUAGAGCAGCUUCUACAUCUUGUAGAUCUGAUUUUCAUAUUCAAUAAACAUGAGUUCUUCGUCUACAAUCUACAGCCUAGUCUAUUCAAUACCCUGUCAGAGGAAUCCUCGACAUAAGAAAUCCCGAAUACUAGCGCGAAGGCCAUUAUGAAUUCCCGAUCAAAAUACUUCCAUGCGCCGGGAAAUAAACCCAGGGCACAGAUUUACUCUGUUUAUGCUGCUACUAAAGCGUACAUCGAUCAGUUCUCAAGAUGCCUUUACGUGGAGUACAAAAAGAGUGGGAUUGAUGUACACUGUCAGAUGGCAUCAAUCAGAAGGUCGUCCUUCUUCGUUCCAUCAGCAGAUGGUUAUGCUCGUGCAGCUCUGCGUUGGAUAGGCUACGAGCCACGUUGUACUCCUUACUGGCCACACACCCUCUUCUGGGCCGUGGCAAAUUCUCUGCCCGAGUCAGCCAUUGAUGCGUGGCGCCUCAAGUUCUGCCUCGCCAUUCGAAAGCGAGGACAGCUCAAGGAUUCGAGGAAGCAGGAGUAGAAGCCAAGUCAAUCCACUUACACUCAUUCUAUCUCUAUGUUUCAUUCUUUAGUUUCCACCCUCAUCAACCAAGAAUGUUGUUAGUUAUUUGUGUAACUUAAUAUGCAAGACUAGUGUAACUUUAUUUGUUUACAACUUUGAAGUAUUUUCUCAAUAUUCUUGAAAAAUAAUUCCUGUACUA